UGAAGCAGUGAAGGGGCAGUGGGGAGGGAGGGAUUUGGAACAGCCACCCAGUGCAUUGAAGCACACCCCGCCUCAAAACAAAGAGCAAGACGGGCAAUUUCCAGUAAGGAGCUGACAGACUUUGGGAAACACAUUCAGUACCACGGAGGAAGUUUCUUACUUAGCUAUAAGGAUGGGGCAGCUGUGCCAUUAUACAGUGCUCUGUCUGGCUUUCAUGGCAGUGCUGCACAACGCAUCAGCAGGAAGGAAAGGAGGAUCUGUAAGCAAAAAAACCUCUUCCACAAAAACUACGUCUUCUUCAUCAUCUAGUAAAGGAACAUCUUCGUCCUCUGGUAAAAGCACGUCUUCAUCUGUAAAGCCAGCACAGGGAUCCAACACAAAGGCCCAUCAGUACCCUGCUGGUGGAAGUUAUCCAGCUGGAGGCCAGUAUCCCGGACAGGGGGGUGGUAGUCCAGCAGGGUAUCCAAAGCAGUACCCUCCAGCUGGUGGGAGUUACCCAGCCGGAGGUCAGUAUCCUGGACAAGGGGGUUCCAGUCCUGGAGGGUAUCCCAACCAGUACCCGGCAGGUGGCAGCUACCCUGCGGGUGGGAGUUACCCAGCGGGAGGCCAGUAUCCAGGAAGAGGGGGUUCCAGCCCUGGAGGGUAUCCCAACCAGUACCCUGCAGGUGGUAGCUACCCUGCUGGUGGGAGUUACCCAGCGGGAGGCCAGUAUCCAGGACGAGGGGGUUCCAGCCCUGGAGGGUAUCCCAACCAGUACCCUGCAGGAGGGAGUUACCCAGCUGGAGGACAGUAUCCUGCAAGAGGAGGUGUAAACCCAGGAGGAUAUCCUAACCAGUACCCUGUGGGGGGAGGCUACCCAGCUGGUGGAUACCCAGUGAGAACAGGAGGCCAGCCAGGGGGAUACCCAGGUGGUUACCCGUCCAUAGGCGGGGCUUAUCCCAACUGGAACCCCAACAACAAGAUCCUUAGUCCUCGCUAUGGAGGUGGAUUUGGGGGUGGGUUUGGAGGUAAAGGGCAUGGAAUUGGUGGUUCCCCUUUUUCACAUUCGGUGCAGAGCAUGGGUUACGCUCCCUCAUUGAAGUCCAAAGGUUUUGGGAAAAAGGCAGCGCUGGCAGCUGGAGCUGGAGCAGUGGCAGGGAUGGCAGUGGGUUACGGCCUGGGCCACUUCCCAAGGCCCCACAUCAGGUUCAGCAGUCAAGAGGAGCAUCACUACAACCACUACAUGUACCACCACUACGGCACCAAAUCAGCCACCAAAUCAGCCACCAAAUCAGCCACCAAAUCAAACAAAAACGACUAUGGACAGGACAACGUGUUCAAGCCCCCAUCUGAGGCUCAGAGCUAUGAGAAAUACAUGGACACAUGCAUGAACAGAACUGACCUCCUGCAAGACCAGGACACAAAGGUCAGCCACAUCCAGAGAGAUGAUCCCAUCUCUGGAUCUUCUGCUCUUGCGUCUGGCACUCUGGAGAGAAGUGGCCCUGCAGAGCGUGGCAUUAACAACGUCCAAAGAAAUGAAUCCACCCCUCAAUCUCCUGCUCUUGCUAAUGGCACUCUUGAGACAACUGGCCCUGAGGAGAGUGGCACCAAGUCAGACAUCCCAGUGCCUGCAGAGCUCCAGGAGAGCGAUGACAACACAGUGAGCAUCAUGGAGAUUGGGUACCCUGCACUCAUCCAGCAGAUGAAGGCUCGGAAGUGUGUGGAGUUGUAUAUAGUGUACUCCAAGAGCUUCCUGCAGAAGCAUACAGGAGAAAGACCCAAAAGUGACAGCAGAGGUGGCCAAAACGGAUGCUCCUCCUCAGGUCCCCACCUAGUUCUCAUGACCAUCAUUAUGGCCCUUAGCAGCGCCCUCCUGCUGCAGUGAAGUAGCACUGUCCUGCUCAAGCCUCACAGGGACUACAGAACACAUUAAUUUUGCUCCUGUUCCAACACAGUGUUUUUUAAACCAGUCCUUGGGGCUCACAGGAUGGUCCACAUUGUCACACUGCCACAAAUCCUUAUACACCUGAAUCAAGCCAUUAAGAACACCGAACACUGUGUUAUGGAAACUUCUUAAGUCUGAACACAUAUUUUGUCUGUUUAGUCAGCAUGACAACUUAAGUACAUACUGAAUUUAGGACAGCAGCUGUCACAGAAUAACAGUUCCUAACUUUAUAAUCUUAUCAUUAACUCCAGAUAAGAGAACAGUAUUACACAAACAUCCUAACUAGACUAAAUCUCCUAAAUAUUGUCCUUACUUUAAGUCAACCCCACUGGUGUUUGAUUGUAUAAUUAAUAUUCAUAACCAAUUCAUGUAAUAACUUUCUGUGAGGGAGAUUUUAGAGAUGGACAUCUGGUUCCUAUCACCACCACUGUGAACAAUUCUGACUCAGUAAG
Messenger RNA from Colossoma macropomum (tambaqui), 2376 nucleotides. It is a transcript of the gene prnpb, whose product is annotated as prion protein b. Lineage: Eukaryota; Metazoa; Chordata; Actinopteri; Characiformes; Serrasalmidae. Gene Ontology annotation, cellular component: membrane. Gene Ontology annotation, biological process: protein homooligomerization. The record is from RefSeq and is a predicted model, not a curated record.